This is a messenger RNA of Aedes aegypti (yellow fever mosquito), 1265 nucleotides long. It is a transcript of the gene U2A, whose product is annotated as probable U2 small nuclear ribonucleoprotein A'. Bases 129 to 944 code for a protein of 271 amino acids. Gene Ontology annotation, biological process: mRNA splicing, via spliceosome. Gene Ontology annotation, molecular function: U2 snRNA binding; protein binding. The transcript has 3 exons. Lineage: Eukaryota; Metazoa; Arthropoda; Insecta; Diptera; Culicidae. The record is from RefSeq and is a predicted model, not a curated record. Gene Ontology annotation, cellular component: U2 snRNP.
CGUCAGACAAAUGUCAAACUUCGAUUGCCAAAAAAACAUCAAAAACACAAGCGGCGUUUUACAAAAAGUUUCUAAACGAAUAAAAUUCGAUAAAAUUUCGUGAUAAUCGUUGAAUUUCCUCACCCAAAAUGGUGAAACUAACGCCAGAUUUGAUCAAUCAAUCGAUGCAGUAUAUGAAUCCCUGUCGGGAUCGAGAGCUAGACUUGCGCGGCUACAAAAUACCUCAAAUUGAAAAUAUGGGAGCAACUCUGGAUCAGUUCGAUACCAUCGACUUUUCCGAUAACGACAUCCGCAAGCUGGACGGCUUUCCCCAUCUUCCGCGGCUCAAGUGUCUUCUUUUGAACAACAACCGGAUAGUGAGGGUCAGCGAUACUCUGCAUGAAUCCUUACCAAAUCUGGAAAGUGUGGUACUUACGGGGAACAACGUCCAAGAGUUGGGAGACUUGGAACCACUCACGAAACUGCCAAAGCUACAAUCCCUCUCACUGCUAACGAAUCCCGUUUCGACCAAGCAGUACUACCGGGAGUACGUGGCCUUUCGGUUUCCCAAUUUACGGCUGCUGGACUUCAGAAAGAUCAAACUAAAGGAACGGGAAGCGGCCAAGGAGCUGUUCAAGAGCAAAAAAGGCAAAGAGCUGCAGCGGGAGAUCAUGCGUAAAGCAAAACUGGCCAUGCCGGCAGCAGAUAAACCAACGGUUCACAACGCGACUCCGGCCGACAUUCAGAAGAUCAAGGAAGCCAUCAAACGGGCCACGAAUCUGCACGAGGUGGAAAGGCUCACCAGGAUGCUGCAGUCCGGGCAGAUAACGGGCGAAUUCAACUUCAAUGGUAAAUUGCAACCGUUUGUUCGGCUAAAUUUGGUUUCCGUUUCGUUUCAGACUUCGGAGUGGAUUGGUUUGCGGCAAAAGGUUCCAACAAAACGGUUGAUUUCCUAUUCCUUGUGACCAAAUCGUACUGACGCUCGGUUUUCUUGCAGAUUGAUCUCUGGUGGACCUACGCGGGCCGAUAGCUAUUAUGCGAAUCCCCUUCCCUUGAUACGUCCUGGCUUCCUCAAAAUUUACUAAUGAAUUGCAUUUUGCUUUGCUUAUUCUUGCAGGUAAUAUGGAAACAGAUUGAAAGUGAUGGUCGUCGGUCGGGAAAGCGAAUUUAUGUUUCCUAAUUUUUAUUAUAAAUAUAAGAACAGAUACAAAUACACGUAGGAUUUGUCAGCUUUGCUGAGGCCGAGGAGGUUGAAAUAAAUGAAAAAUGCAUUUCAAUUAGAUUAA